This is a messenger RNA of Hypoxylon trugodes, 1938 nucleotides long. RefSeq lists its product as uncharacterized. The transcript has 2 exons. Bases 1 to 1938 code for a protein of 645 amino acids. Lineage: Eukaryota; Fungi; Ascomycota; Sordariomycetes; Xylariales; Hypoxylaceae. The record is from RefSeq and is a predicted model, not a curated record.
AUGUCCGAAGGAGCCAGCACCUCCGCUGCCGCCGCCGCCGACUCCCCUGGUGGUACUAAGGGGAGUGCAGCAAAGGAUAGGAGUUGUCCUUAUUGCGGUCAAGCAUUUACAUCUUCGUCAUUGGGGAGACAUUUAGAUUUGUAUAUUAAGGAGAAGAACCCCAAGGCUCCAGAUGGCGUUCACGAUGUCGAUGCUAUUCGGAAGAUGCGGGGGAGCAUCACCCGUAGGCAGCCAAGAGGUUCCCUUGCUCGGCGAGACGCUUCUACUCCCGGUACUCCGACAACAUCAAGAAGAAGUCCUGCUCUUGACUCUGGUGUGAAACAACCUUCCAUACCAAAGGAAGGUCAAUACGUCGUGGAUAAUCAGAUACCAAAGUACCCAUUCCAAUUUAGUUGGCAGGCUACCGGCGUGAUCAAUGAUAUUCCAGAACCGAACGGAGAUACGAGAAGUAACCCAGACGAUGGUAAUGGCCAGGACUCGAGACGACUUCCUAUGCAACGUGCACCGAGUAGAACCGCACAAAAGUCUCAGUUGGAUGCAAGGCAGAAGCUCUCCGAUGCUAUGGACACGGCUCGAGCCGCUGAAUUGGCGCUAAGAGAACUGCUCAGUUCAUGGCGAGCAGCCAAACAGCAAAUAAACAUGGACUCUCUACCAUUCGACUUCGACCCCCUCUCUCUCGACUUCCCGGCCCUCACGCUUCAGUGUCUUCAAGCACCUCCUACGUUAUUCUCUUCCACGCCGCAUCCGACAUCAACCUCUUGGUCUCUACAACCGCCUGCCCAGAAGCAGUUCGAGGCACUUAAAGUCUACUUCCAAGAAGAGUUCCGAAAAUGGAGGCAGGCUUGUGCCUUGACGACUACUGCGUCCCACGAAGACCUCACAUUUCCACCGUCGGGCGUAUUCCAACCACGUGAUGUGCGUGAAGACGUCAAAAGGGCGGAAGAAACGGCAGUGGCGUUGGAAUCACAGGUCAACGAACAUCUACAAUCCGCGUAUCACGUAUGGGAACUACUUCCUCCGCAAAGAAAAACUGAACUCUGGGGUUUGGAGCUAGCGAGAAGUGUGGGACGAAGACAGAAAGAAGUACACAAGUUGAAGGAGGCACAAUUUUCACUCAAGCAGGAGAACGCGAACCUCAAGACUCAGAUCGAUCAACUCAAUCGUCUACAGCAGCCGAGAGAAUUUAGGAUAGUCCCACCAGCGACGAUCCCCAUCGAGCAGUCGGUGGUCUCGUAUUUCUUAGAUAUGGCUUCCGGCAAAAACACUGGAAUUGGAUUCAAUAUUGAGGAUCGCCAUGUGGACCUUGAUGCUAUAGUCUCCCGUUCUAUCGAUCGGUGGAAGACAGUCAUCGUAUCGGCAAAGGGUCCUGGUAUGGCCGGGCAAAGACCCCUAGACCAAGCAACGCCAACCUCGACUACCACACCGCCCGGUACUGUACUUACAACUCCAUCACAAGCCCGUCAACAGCCCCAACAGCCGCAGCAAAGACCCAUUCCUGUAGCGCCUACCGCGCAAGUAAUCGAACCCCAACCAACAACAGCGACAACUACGACAACCGCAUCUAGUGCAUCCGGCGCCAAUGAUGAUAAUAGUGACCAAGACGCCGAUGCUGAAAUGGAAGAUGACGAUAAUUUCACGCCUAUUACGCCUGCUAUCCCCAAGCCGCCAACGACGCAACCGCAUCAACAACAGCUGGAGAUAAUGCGGACUAGAAAUCGCGAUCAGCGAGCACAGAACACCAACGACUCGCGGUUUGCUGUUAACGGCGCGAUGGCUACUCGGGGUAUUGAUGUGCGGCAAACGAUGCAGAACAUGAACGUCAAUACUGCUGUACAGGGACGUAUGCACAAUCAACACGGUCAUGCUAUGAUGAAUAAUGGUGAUUUCGGAAUUGUUCAAGGCGUUAGCGGCAGCGAGCCGAUGUAUAUGGAUGGAUAG